Molecule: messenger RNA, 1475 nt
Organism: Macadamia integrifolia
Lineage: Eukaryota; Viridiplantae; Streptophyta; Magnoliopsida; Proteales; Proteaceae
Product: phosphatidylinositol transfer protein PDR16
Exons: 7
Coding region: 357-1244 (295 amino acids)
Molecular function (GO): phosphatidylinositol transfer activity
Source: RefSeq, a predicted model, not a curated record
CACAUCUCUAUUUUUCUCUCUCUAUCUUGUUCGAUCGCAGUCGUUGCGAGUUCAUGAGAUGAGGGAGAAGACUAAUCUAAUGUCCCUGAAAUGUGAAUGUUAACGUAAAGUCAGCAAAGUCUGUUUCUUCAUUAUUGUUAUAAAACAAGAACCCACUUUCUUUUCUGCCCUAAACCAUUGGAAUUUAAAGCCUCAGCACUGAGAAACUGAGGCCUCACCACCAUUCCGAAACUCUUCUGCUAAUCUGCUCCCCAGUUGACUCAUCGAUUACUUGUUCUUCUAUAAUGGACUCCCUAUUGAUUUCCCGCUGAGAUGUUCUCGGUCAGACAAUAUUGCAGAUUGAGAAAGUAGUCACCAUGUUUCGGUGGAGGACUUCUCAUAAUUCUGAGGAGAAUGAUUCUGUGCAGAAGGAUGAGAAGGUCAAUGAACUAAGGACUGCUAUCGGACCACUAUCAGGGUGUAUUUUACAGUACUGUACUGAUGCAUGCCUAAGGAGAUAUUUGGAGGCUCGAAAUUGGAAUAUUGACAAGUCAAAGAAAAUGUUGGAAGAAACUCUUAAGUGGAGGUCAUCCUAUAAGCCUGAGGAGAUCCGCUGGCAUGAAGUUGCAAUUGAGGGUGAGACCGGCAAAGUAUACAGAGCAAAUUUUCAUGAUCGGUUUGGGAGGACUGUUCUUAUAUUGAGACCCGGAAUGCAGAACACACAAUCACAUGACAACCAGAUGAGGCAUCUAGUGUACUUGCUGGAGAAUGCUAUCCUUAAUCUUCCUGAUGAUCAAGAACAGACGUCGUGGUUAAUAGACUUCACUGGCUGGUCAUUGAACAACAGUGUGCCCAUAAAAACUGCCCGAGAGACUAUCAAUAUUCUACAGAAUCACUAUCCUGAGAGACUUGGGAUGGCAUUUCUCUACAAUCCCCCGAGAAUUUUUGAAGCAUUUUGGAAGGUUGUAAAGUACUUCCUGGAUCAAAAAACAUUUGAGAAGGUGAAAUUUGUCUACCCCAAGAACAAAGAGAGUGUGGAACUCAUGAAAUCAUAUUUUGAUGUGGAUGAUCUUCCAACAGAACUUGGGGGGAAAGUCGAAUUGCAAUACAACCAUGAGGAAUUCUCAAGAUUGAUGGCCCAAGAUGAUUUAAAAACUGCUACCAAGUGGGGAUUAGACAAUAAACUUCACCACAGCGACAAUGGGUUUUUGGGAGCAGCAGACGUGGCUCCAGAGCCUGCACCUCUUGCCCCGCCAGCCAGCUGAGGCAGCUCAUCCCAACCUUGGAGCACAGUUAUGACAUAAUGUAUGAAGUUACAGUAUUUUCUAUGUACUAGCCACUUUUUUAAAGGCUUGGGCGGAGUCCCGAUAAUCCUGAGUUAAUUGCUACACAAAUCAUGUAACAAUCUUAACCAUCUUACUAACAGAAGCUGGGACAUAAUGUUCUAAUUCCAGGUCAUAAACAAUUUUAUUGUUGGGGGCCAGCAUUCCUUCAAA